UCAUCAUCAUCAUCAUCAUCAAUUUUUUUCAAUUUUUCAUCAACCUCCACCCAGCCCUCAAUUUCCUCCAAAACACACACUCACAUCCUCCACCCUAUCUACCUCUCUCUAAAUUCCUCACCUACCCCUCUUUCUCUCUCUAGAAAUAAAUUAAUUUUACUAAAAAUCUCUCCUUUCUUUUCUUUCUCUCUCUAAAACCGCAUCCAUGGACCCACCACCUCCUUCAUUAUUGAUCCAUCCACCACUCCCACCGUCCACCCCUCCACCACCCACCACCGCCAUCCCCUCCACCACUGAAACCACCCCCCAUUUAGCUCCUCUUCUCAACUCUGCCCCCACUGUAACUCAGCCUUCUUAUGCUGAGAUGAUAUAUUCAGCGAUUACAGCUUUGAAGGAACAAGAUGGGUCAAGCAGGAUAGCUAUAGCAAAGUAUAUAGAGAGAGCUUAUCCUGGCUUACCCUCAAAUCACUCUGAUUUGUUGACACACCACUUAAAACGUUUGAAAAAUAGUGGGGCGCUUGUUUUGAACAAGAAAUCUUACAUGUUACCCAGAUCUGACAGUAACGCAAACAUCACCACUACUACACCUACUGUCUCUACUAGCCCUACUCAGAUUCAGCCACAGCAUGCUGUUCCUGUCUCUUCUGCUCCUCCUGAGCAGAAAAGGGGCCGAGGAAGGCCUCCUAAAGCUAAGCUUAAUGGCCUCACUCCAACUCCUGCUCCUGUGCUUGCUAAUGGGCAGGCACAGACUGGUCUUGGCUUAAAUGUUGGUGUUACUGCUCAGCCUCUCUCGGUUGGGUUUCCUAUCGACCCCACCUCCUCGACGGUGAAGAAAGGCCGAGGACGGCCGAAGAAGGUGGCGGUGAGUGAAGCUGGGCCGUUAGCGGUGAACAAAGGAAAAGGGAGGCCACCGAAGACCGGACCUUUAGGGUCCAAGAAGAGUCCAGGAAGGCCCAGAAAGCCUAAGUCUUUGGUGGAUGCUAAAAAGGGCCCUGGACGUCCACCUAAGAAUCAGUUAAAGCCAGUGAACGUUCCUUACGCUGUUGCAGCUCCUACUGCUACUGCUACUGAUGCAGCAGCUAUGUUUAAUGUGGGAUCACCAAGGCCCCGAGGCAGACCCAGGAAGGGUGCAGCCCUAGCAGUUGCUGGUGUUGGUGCUGUGGUGGUGCAGGCUAAGCCACCAGGCCGCCCACCUAAGCUACCUGUAAUUAUGAAGCCUAAACCGAAGAAGAGUUCGGGCAGGCCUGUUGGCCGGCCAAGGAAGAAUGCAAAUGCACCAUGGGCAAUUACCAGAGCAUCUGAGCCUCAAGCACAGACAGAAUUACAUGGAGAUCUCAAGAGGAAACUUGAAUUUUUUCAAUCAAGAGUUAAGCAAGCCAUUGGGGUGCUAAAGCCUCACUUGACCAGUGCCACUAUCAGUGCAGUUGCUGCAAUCCAAGAAUUAGAAGGGCUUGCAUCAAUGGACAUUAACGUACCAUGGAGAGAGGAACCUCAACCACAAAUUCAACCACUGCCGCAGCCACUGCCACAAAUGCAGCCACUGCCACAAAUGCAGCCACUGCCACAGCCGCAGCCGCAGCCGCAGCCGCAGCCACAGCCACAGCCCCAACCGCAACCACUGCAGCAACUGCUCCAGAGCUAGGAGAAAUGUACGAGGAUCAUGAAUUUGUUCGUAAUGUUAGAAACCUCAUUGUCAGGAUCAGAGACUUGUAAGAAACUUUCUAACCAAGACAGGAGUUAAAAACCAAAAAAGUAUGUAAAGGGAAUUAGGGAGGACUAAUUGUUGUUGUGAAAAUGAGGAUGUAGUUUGUUGUUUAAGCGAGACCAUGGGUGACCAUGGAUUUCAUUGUCUGUUUUAGAUUUGAUAUGUCAUUAUGAUUUUAGUACAUUUGAACGAAAUUUGAAUUCCCCUAGUGUUAGCAGUGAUUUAUGUCAUAA
Populus nigra (black poplar) is the source of this 1938-nucleotide messenger RNA. RefSeq lists its product as uncharacterized. The coding region runs from base 206 to 1642 and encodes 478 amino acids. Gene Ontology annotation, biological process: chromosome condensation; nucleosome assembly; negative regulation of DNA recombination. The record is from RefSeq and is a predicted model, not a curated record. The transcript has 4 exons. Gene Ontology annotation, molecular function: nucleosomal DNA binding; double-stranded DNA binding. Gene Ontology annotation, cellular component: nucleolus; nucleosome; nucleus. Lineage: Eukaryota; Viridiplantae; Streptophyta; Magnoliopsida; Malpighiales; Salicaceae.